GACAAUACCGCCCACCGAGUCCACUCCGCGCGAUCGCCCAUGAUGGUCGCCCCCUCAAGCUCUCUUGUGGCCCCCUCGCCGCGCCCCGUCGUGCCACCGGCUCCUCUGCUCCUGGCCCCCCUCCGCAUCGCGACGGAUCUGCCACGAACCGCCAUGUCUCCCCCACGCACGCCCGUGCGCCUCAUGUCGCCGAUCCAACUGGGCACGUCCUCAUUCCGCCCGCCACUCUCCCUCCCGUGCCCCUCGUCGCCGUGCACGCCAGCGCCCACCAGACGGCGUCGCCCCACGCACAGCAUCCGCCACUCGCGCCGGCGGCGCCCCCAGCCCGCCUGCCCCGCCCACCACGCGCCGGCCCACGACUGCUUCCUCGUCAAGUCGACCACGAUAGACAGCUUCGACCGCCUGCCGUGGAUCUCGAUGCUCGACGCGCCGUCCGCGCUCGGGGACCUCUCCCAGAUCGCCGACGCGCCCGCGACGCCGGGCGGCCCCGUGCGCCGCCGCAAGACGUCGCUCCGCUCCUCGCCCAUGGCCGCGGACCUCUCCGAACUCGCCGCGCCCGACGCAGCGUCGGCCCCUGACUCAGCUCUGGCGGCUCCGGCUCAUCGGCGCACGCCCCACCGACCGGCGCUCGAUCCCCUCCACACGCAGUUCCGGGCCCUGAUGCCGAUCCUGCCCUCCCAUCGAGCAGUCGCCGACGCCGACCGCAUCACCGCCGAUCGCAAGCGCGGCUAAAUUAUCUCAGAAUCCUGAAUACCUCGCUCUCCAUCGUCGUCGCAAUGCUUUGCUGCUCCUUAUUAUUUACGUGACCUCAUCGGACACGCCCCCCCAUCGACCUCUCCAACGCACGAUUAUCGUUAUUACGCCCCUCAGCCACCGAAUCCGCCUUCUCCUCUUCGUGCCUCCGAUAAGGGUUCCGGCUCGACCGUUCCGAGGACCCGAAUGUUCCCUUCCCCACCGGGAUUAUAUCUAUACGCAAACGACAUCUGUAUCAACGCCACGAACUCUAUCACUAUUAUCUCAGAAACGCCACCACCAUCAUCGCGUCCUUCCGAUCCAUCCAUCCAUCCC
Molecule: messenger RNA, 1068 nt
Organism: Punctularia strigosozonata HHB-11173 SS5
Lineage: Eukaryota; Fungi; Basidiomycota; Agaricomycetes; Corticiales; Punctulariaceae
Exons: 3
Coding region: 40-732 (230 amino acids)
Source: RefSeq, a predicted model, not a curated record